Messenger RNA from Spodoptera litura, 1963 nucleotides. RefSeq names its product pyruvate kinase. Lineage: Eukaryota; Metazoa; Arthropoda; Insecta; Lepidoptera; Noctuidae. Gene Ontology annotation, biological process: glycolytic process. The record is from RefSeq and is a predicted model, not a curated record. Gene Ontology annotation, molecular function: pyruvate kinase activity; potassium ion binding; magnesium ion binding.
CAUUAUUCAUUCAGUUUAAUACCGACGCGACGUGUGUCUUGUAGUAAAAUUAAUUGUAAUCGAGAUUUAGUAUUUAAAUUAAAUGGCGGGUUCCAAUGACAAGCCUGCGAUGCAGCUCGGAGCUGCAAACGCAGCCUCCCACCUGCAGAACAUGUGCAGCCUGGACAUCGACUCCAAGUGCUCAUUUGUGCGUCUGUCAGGGAUCAUCUGCACCAUUGGGCCGGCUUCCCGCGACGUUGCGAUGCUGGAGCGUAUGAUGGAGACUGGCAUGAACGUAGCCCGCAUGAACUUCUCCCACGGCUCUCAUGAGUACCACGCCGAGACCAUCAAGAACUGCCGCGAGGCUGAGAAGAACUACAGCGCUAAGCUUGGCAUCCCCUUCUCUCUAGCUAUUGCUUUGGACACCAAAGGACCUGAGAUCAGAACUGGACUGCUUGAAGGUGGUGGUUCUGCGGAAGUGGAACUGAAGAAAGGCGAUACUAUCAAGCUGACGACUGAUGCUGCGUACCAGGAGCGUGGCACCGCGGCCACCAUCUACGUGGACUAUAAGAACAUCACCAACGUCGUGAAGCCCGGCAACAGGAUCUUCAUCGACGACGGGCUCAUCUCUGUCAUCUGCCAGUCCGCCAGUGUCGACACACUCGUCUGCACUAUUGAGAACGGAGGUAUGUUGGGUUCCCGCAAGGGAGUGAACCUGCCCGGUCUGCCCGUGGACCUGCCCGCUGUCUCCGAGAAGGACAAGUCUGAUCUGCUCUUCGGUGUUGAACAAGGCGUGGAUAUGAUCUUCGCCUCAUUCAUCCGCAACGGCGCCGCCCUGCAGGAGAUCCGCAACAUCCUCGGUGAGAAGGGAAAGAACAUUAAGAUCAUCUCCAAGAUCGAGAACCAUCAGGGCAUGGUCAACCUUGAUGAGAUCAUUACCGCUUCCGACGGCAUCAUGGUCGCCCGGGGUGACCUUGGUAUUGAGAUACCACCAGAGAAAGUGUUCCUCGCUCAAAAGACAAUGAUUGCUCGCUGCAACAGGGUUGGAAAACCAGUAAUCUGCGCUACCCAGAUGUUGGAAUCCAUGGUGAAGAAGCCCCGUCCCACGCGUGCUGAGAUCUCGGACGUUGCCAACGCGAUCCUGGACGGCGCGGACUGUGUCAUGUUGUCUGGAGAGACCGCCAAGGGAGACUACCCGCUGGAGUGCGUGCUCACCAUGGCUAACAUCUGCAAGGAGGCCGAGGCUGCCAUCUGGCACAGACAGCUGUUCAAUGACCUGGUCGUUGAGGUGAAACCCCCAAUUGAGCCAGCGCACUCCACGGCUAUCGCGGCGGUGGAAGCGUCCACCAAGUGCCUGGCGGCCGCCAUCGUAGUCAUCACAACGAGCGGCAAGUCCGCGUACUUACUGAGCAAGUACAGGCCGCGCUGUCCCAUCAUUGCAGUCACCAGGCAGGCGCAGACUGCGCGCCAGGCGCAUCUCUACCGCGGCGUGCUGCCCAUCGUCUACCAAGAUCCCGCGGCACAAGACUGGCUGAAGGACGUAGACAACCGCGUACAAAGUGGACUGAAGUUCGGUCGCGCGCGCGGCUUCAUCAAGACAGGAGACAGCGUCGUCGUCGUCACCGGAUGGAAGCAAGGCUCCGGGUUCACCAACACCAUGCGUGUCAUCCAAGUGGAAUAAGCAGCAGCAUCAGCUAUUGGCGCAAACAAAAUACAAUAAAAUAUAUUUAAGUAUUAGCUGAAAAGUGACAUUAUAGCGUGAUCUAUGGAGUCUCCGUUAAACAGUCGGAACAAAGAGGUUGAUUCUCAUUCCAGGGUAGGACCCAGGAACAUGUGAUACACGGACACUUCAUACACGCUAAGUGAUAUAUACAGAUGUAUAAAAGAAUGUAUCUCGAAAUUUAUACAUAGAGUUAGGCGUACAUAUUUAUUAUGUAAUUUAUAUGUUGCAUGUUUGUGUAAUGAAAUAAAGAUUUGAACGUAU